Messenger RNA from Perkinsus marinus ATCC 50983, 2180 nucleotides. Its product is annotated as ATP-dependent RNA helicase DRS1, putative. The transcript has 20 exons. Bases 18 to 2180 code for a protein of 720 amino acids. NCBI's taxonomy places the organism in Eukaryota, Perkinsozoa, Perkinsida, Perkinsidae. Gene Ontology annotation, molecular function: nucleic acid binding; ATP binding; RNA helicase activity. The record is from RefSeq and is a predicted model, not a curated record.
AGCGGUUAUUGUUCCAUAUGGACGAGUUCAGGGAGUACAGCGACUCUGAAAUUGACGAGGAGGAGGUCGCCGAGCCAGAAUUGGACCAUGAGUCUGAAAAUGAUGAUGAUGAUAUCGAGAUGAACACUGAAGACCUAGAGAGUAUGGACUUGAAGAGGACGGUCGAGGAUGUAGUAGAGGAGGAGGAGGAUGGCCCUGCUGGCGAGGAAAAGACAGUCUGGGACGAACUCGAGGAGGCAAACGCCAUGCCCGCAUCACAAAUGGAGAUCGUCACGACACUGCAGGAGAAGAUCGAUAGAGUUGCUGGGGAGAGCUCGGAGGAAUCUCCGUCUGAGAAGGAGACCUCUGAUGAGAAAGUUGAGGAUGACAGUGAUGAUGAUGAGAAGGAGAAAAGCAAACAUUUGGAGACACACGUGGCGUGGGCUUCUCUACAGCUCUCGAGACCUGUCCUGAGAGGCCUUAAUGCAUUGGGUUUCGCAGAGCCUACACCAGUGCAAAGGGACGUGAUACCGGUCGCUCUUAGAAGCCAGGAUAUAUUGGCGAUGGCCGAGACGGGUAGUGGUAAGACUGGGGGGUUCCUUCUCCCGAUUGUGGAACGACUGUGCCAAGCUAGUCACGUCCGCUCUCGCCGUAAAGAUCCCCACACUGGUCGUAUCACUGGUGGUCGAGCGGCGACCAAGGCUCUUGUUUUACUGCCCACACGAGAACUCGCGGUACAGUGCUACAAGAUGCUUCGGGACUUCACCAAGUUUGCCCCUUUAACCUCGUGCUUAGUGGUAGGCGGUUUCGAUGCCCAGAAGCAGGCCUCGGAAAUGCGAGCUCAGCCGGACGUUGUGUUGGCCACGCCUGGCAGGGUAUUGGAUUUGCUCUUGAAUUCGCCAAAUAUUCAUCUGGAGAUGUGUGAGAUAGUCGUCUUGGAUGAAUGUGAUCGCCUGUUGGAGAUGGGCUUCCGCGACGAGUGCUUGACGAUUAUUCAAAAGCACUGCAAUCGGUCUCGCCAAACCAUGAUGUUCAGCGCUACCAUGAAUCAAGAGGUGCUGAAGCUGGCCAAGGUGGUUCUGUCCAAGCCUGUCACUAUUGAGACCACUAAGGCUAAUCGAGUGUCUCCUACGCUCACACAGGAAUUCAUCAGAGUCACUUCAGAGCAACAACGAGAAGCCACGCUGCUGGCUGCUUGCACGAAACACUUUACGAAGCGUUGUCUGAUCUUCUGCGCACAGAAGAAGACGGCUCAUCGUAUGGCGGUCCUCUUGGGUCUAGUAGGAAAGGUUAAGUUUGCGGAGCUCCACGGCAACCUCAGCCAGCAACAACGAGUCAAGGCUCUUGCUGAUUUCGAGUCGGGCAAAGCAACUCACCUUAUCUGUACUGAUUUGGCGGCGAGAGGGCUGGACCUCCCCCAUGUCGAGACGGUCAUCAACUUUGAGCUCCCUCCAGAUGUUACAAAAUACGUCCAUCGUGUUGGCAGGACCGCCCGUGCUGGGGCUUCGGGUACUAGUGUGACCAUGUAUACUCCAGGAGAGUAUAAGCAGGUUAAACAUAUUGCUAAGAAAUGUACUGCUGAUGUGAAAAGGAAGAAGUCUUCUGAUCCGAAUCAGCCCAAGGUGUUGGAGAGGACCGUCGACUCGGAGGAUGUCAAGGACAUGGCAGUUAAAAUAACGGAGAGUGAGGAUAAGGUGAAGCAAAUCAUGCAGGAGGAAUCGGUAGAGAGGGAGCUUCGUUUGGCUGAUGUGAUGGCAAAAAAGGUGGACAAUAUGAAGACACAUCGAAAGGAGAUCGACAGGCGACCUAGACAGCAGUGGAUCAGGAAGGGCGCCGGUGCUGAGGCUAUUGAUUCUGCGUCGAAGGUGCCCAAGACGAGAUCGGAGAAACGAGCUGCUAGGAAGUUGGAAGUUCAGCAGGCGAAGAAGGAUCAGGAGAGGGCGGAGCGGAGGCAUGAGGAGGGCAUGCAGAGGGGCCUGGCUAAACGGAUGAGGAAGAAGGACAGAGGUGGGCGCAUGCGUGCUGGCUUCGAGGGUGAAGAGGACCGAACUGAUAUGGCCCCUAGUAGGAAGAAGAAGGGCAAUAAGAAGGUCUCUAAAGGACCCUCUGCCCCUGCCGCCCAAGCGAAGGCUAGAGGGGUCGACAAGUCCAUUAAGAAGCAGAAGGGCCCUAAGGGCAAGUCCCGCUAUAGAAAGCGAUGA